This is a messenger RNA of Lepidothrix coronata (blue-crowned manakin), 645 nucleotides long. Its product is annotated as ATP-binding cassette sub-family F member 1-like. The annotation marks the transcript as partial. The record is from RefSeq and is a predicted model, not a curated record. Lineage: Eukaryota; Metazoa; Chordata; Aves; Passeriformes; Pipridae. Gene Ontology annotation, molecular function: ATP hydrolysis activity; ATP binding. The transcript is spliced from 5 exons.
AAGGUGGGGUUCUUUACCCAGCAGGCCCAGGGGAGGGCGUGUCCCAGGUGUGUCCUGGGCGUGUCCCGGAAGGUGGGGUUCUUUAACCAGCAGGCCCAGGGGAGGGCGUGUCCCAGGUGUGUCCUGGGCGUGUCCCGGGUGGGCGUGUCCCCCCUGGGCGUGUCCCUGACCCCUCCCGUCCCCGCCCCGCAGAAGGUGGGGUUCUUUAACCAGCAGGCGGCCGAGCAGCUGCGCUUGGAGGAGACGGCGGCCGAGUUCCUGCAGAGGAGCUUCAACCUCCCCCACCAGGACGCCCGGAAGUGCCUCGGGCGCUUCGGCCUCGAGGGCCACGCCCACACCCUGCAGAUCGCCAAGCUCUCGGGCGGGCAGAAGGCCCGGGUGGUCUUCGCCGAACUGGCCUGUCGGGAGCCCGACGUGCUCAUCCUGGACGAGCCCACCAACAACCUGGACAUCGAGUCCAUCGACGCCUUGGCCGACGCCAUCAACGACUACAAGGGGGCGGUGAUCGUGGUGAGCCACGACGCCCGGCUCAUCACCGAGACCAACUGCCAGCUGUGGGUGGUGGAGGAGCAGGGCCUGAGCCAGAUCGACGGAGACUUCGACGACUACAAGCGGGAGGUGCUCGAGGCCCUCGGCGAGGUCGUC